AAACCGCGAGAAGAGAUUCAUCCGGCUACAGUAAAGACGCCCAAGCUUGGAUUCCUUUAGGAAUAGCUAUUGUAUGUCUAGUCAUCCUGGGUUUAGGUGUGUUAACAUUCAUAGCAGUUAUGACCAAGAGGAAAAACAGGGAUAGCAUUAUUUACAAGAAACGCGUGCCGAAUUUGACUAAAAUACCUCCUAAGACGUAUCAAAAUCCUAACGCGAAUGUGGCAAAGGCGGGGCCGGCAAAACCAACUAACCCGGCUUCGAAAGGAUUCGCUAACCCUACUUAUAAGUUGCCUUCUACUAGCUCCGCCAAGCCCGUUAACGCCGCUAUGACUAACCCUCCUAAGGCUCCGCCAUACGGGGCCCAAAAUAAAAACAACAAUAGUAGUAAUAAUCAUCCCAAGAAGUAUCCGGAAGUGAUGUGGAACAUUGAUCUAAGAUCCGAUUAAAAAUAAUCUUUCCACUAUAUCAUGUGUCGUGAUGAAGUAGGAAUCAUCAAAAUAAUAUAACACGAAUUAAAUAAUAUAUUAUUUACACAAAUUUAUCAUGUAUAUUUUUUUUUAAUAGAAAUUUUUAUGCUUAGAAUUGUUUUAAAAAACUUUUUAUUUUUUUGGGGAGAGUUGAAAUAUGUAAAAUUAUUAUUUAAAUAAAAUAUAUUAUAA
Molecule: messenger RNA, 659 nt
Organism: Gordionus sp. m RMFG-2023
Lineage: Eukaryota; Metazoa; Nematomorpha; Gordioida; Chordodea; Parachordodidae
Exons: 2
Source: RefSeq, a predicted model, not a curated record